GUUUGACGGGUUGUUGACGACGUCAUCCUCUCGUUUGUAUUACCACUUCCGGGAAGAUUGAACGACAUCCGGGUCCCACGAAAGGUUGCUGCGGUCGCCAUGUUGCUGAAUGAAGUUAGCUUCGAUAGCCGCUAGCAAUAUCGAUAUUUUAUUUUUUCACGGAAUAACAUUUGUUACAGCAUGUGACUUAUCGGAAACAUGACUUAGGAUUUAUGAAACCACCACAGAAGCCCAGUUCCCCCGUAAGUAACCCCGUUGAGGUGAUAAAAAUGCAUUUAUUCAUCGGUAGCUGGCCUGCUAGCAAUAACAAGCUAACAUCAUUAGCAUUGGCUAGCACGCGUCCCGCGGGAAUUAAUCGUUGUAGUUGAAGAAACGGCACAAACAGCGUUAUUGCGGAUGAUGCAGUGUAAUGUUUGUGAUCUGUGUGAAGUGUAUUCACAGCCCAACAUCACGCCCUGGCUUUAUUAUUCAGAUAAAAGCGGCGAGCUGGCUGGCUAGCUUCUCGCUAACGUUACGCCCCGGAGCGACACUGGGAAGGAGCUAACGUCGUAACAAACAAUGAGCCUGUAAAAGCCAGCAGCCCCCCCAACCCCAACCCCAACCCCAGUUAAUCGAGAUAAAAUAGUGCUGUAUGCAGAUUAUAGUGAAGUGCUGUAGAGCUGCAGAGGUGCGUCUUGUUCUGCAGUUAAAAGAAAACAUGUUUGUUUGGUGCAGUUUCACAUUAUGGUGGUUUUUAAAUUGUGUGAAAAUGUAAUUUCUGAUGCAAAAAUAAUCAUUCCCACACAAUGUUGAAUCAAAAUAUCUGUUGACGUUGAUCGCAAUGUGAUGUUUUUACCAUUUCGUGCAGCCCUUUUUAAAAUGCAGGGGUUUGUUUUCACUGAUGUAACAAACUCAAAACAGCAGAUUAGACUAGACCAAGCCUAUCAUUUCCAUUACAGGACAAUCUAUAUUAAAUCUGGUGAUAUAGAUCCAGUGCUAAAGGUGCACACAGAUGUAAGGACGGGUUGUAGAUAUAUUACGGUAAAGGUGCACACAGAUGUAAGGACGGGUUGUAGAUAUAUUACGGUAAAGGUGCACACAGAUGUAAGGAUGGCUUGUAGAUAUAUUACGGUAAAGGUGCACACAGAUGUAAGGACGGGUUGUAGAUAUAUUACGGUAAAGGUGCACACAGAUGUAAGGACGGGUUGUAGAUAUAUUACGGUAAAGGUGCACACAGAUGUCAGGAUGGGUUGUAGAUAUAUUACGGUAAAGGUGCACACUGAUGUCAGGAUGGGUUGUAGAUAUAUUACGGUAAAGGUGCACACAGAUGUAAGGACGGGUUGUAGAUAUAUUACGGUAAAGGUGCACACAGAUGUAAGGACGGGUUGUGGAUAUAUUACGGUAAAGGUGCACACAGAUGUCAGGAUGGGUUGUAGAUAUAUUACGGUAAAGGUGCACACAGAUGUCAGGACGGGUUGUAGAUAUAUUACGGUAAAGGUGCACACAGAUGUAAGGAUGGGUUGUAGAUAUAUUACGGUAAAGGUGCACACAGAUGUCAGGAUGGGUUGUAGAUAUAUUACGGUAAAGGUGCACACAGAUGUCAGGAUGGGUUGUAGAUAUAUUACGGUAAAGGUGCACACAGAUGUAAGGACGGGUUGUAGAUAUAUUACGGUAAAGGUGCACACAGAUGUCAGGACGGGUUGUAGAUAUAUUACGGUAAAGGUGCACACAGAUGUCAGGAUGGGUUGUAGAUAUAUUACGCUAAAGGUGCACACAGAUGUCAGGAUGGGUUGUAGAUAUAUUACGACAUAG
Messenger RNA from Dicentrarchus labrax (European seabass), 1791 nucleotides. RefSeq lists its product as uncharacterized. The record is from RefSeq and is a predicted model, not a curated record. Bases 826 to 1791 code for a protein of 321 amino acids. The transcript is spliced from 8 exons. NCBI's taxonomy places the organism in Eukaryota, Metazoa, Chordata, Actinopteri, Moronidae.